AUGGCAGAGAAAGAGUUGGAUCCAAGACUCUUGGAAAUUAUGAAAGAAACCGGUACCAAAUUGUCGGGAGAUGAUUUGAGUGCUCUUAAAACCGUUAGCGUAAAGGAGUUAAUUAAAUUGUGGGAAGCUCUAGCAGUUGAUCAACAGGAGCCGACAGCAAAAGGAGGCACUAAAUCUGCACCAAAACGUACAAAGAAAGAAAUAUUUGAGGAAUGGACUAAAGGAGUGGUUGAACAGUACAAAAAGCAAGCUGAGAAGAGACUCACGGCGUCCUCAUCUCAAGGAUCUCACGCACCGAAACCAAAACUCAUGAGUGAUCACGAAUAUAACAAGUCGAUCAAGGAAGCAAGAAAUAAUUUGAAAAAAAGAAUUGAACUAUAUGAGAAACUGGUCUCAGCAAAAGAGGCUAACGAUCAACAAGCUCUUAAAGAGUUUUCAUCUCGCCAUAGAACAGAAUUGAAGAAUGAUCUUAAAUCCCGAAAUACCUCGUACUAUGAAACUAUUCUCAAGAAGAAAUCAAACCAAUCCUUAAAGCUUGUGAGACCCUCGGUUGUUCCUCAAAUAGUUACCAUUAACGAAUCAAAGAAACAGCCAUUAAUUCUUGCGUCUAAACAGCUAGGAGCCAAUGGAGAAGUUUUACUAUUUCUAGAAAUUGCUAGUGAUGACUCAAUCCGAGAUGUUGUUAUUGAGGCGAUUCCAAAUCAAGGCGUUGACGUAUCCGUUCUUUCAGCUCCCCAAAUCGAGAAAAUUGGUCCAGAAGAUUUGGAAGCUGCAGUGUUGAAGAUUGACUCCAAAGAUGCAAUUACUGAAGGUGGAGGAUGUCAAAUGAGGCUUCAAGUACACUAUACAGAUGAAGAAACCGGGCAAAGAAAGACACAAACUCUUUCCCCUAUUCAGUUAGGUGUGGUUGAUACUAUCGAAGCCGAGACAAAGGACACUACUGAAUUUGAGAAUUUGUGGUUCAAGACUGGGCAAAAAAAUGAAACAAAAGAAACUCUUAUUUUUGAUUCUCCACUUCAAGAUGCAAUCGAUUCAUUUGUAGAAGGAGCAGGUAUGAUUCCAAUAUCUGAGGCACAACAAGAAAUACCUGCAACAGCUACAAAACAUACGAUGCAAUUUUUUGCAAAAAAGGAUGACAAACCUAUUUUAACUAAGGUAGUAUUUACCUCAAAAUCAAAUGGAACGGAAGCGCUCGUUCAAACAAGAACAGAACUAGAGAAUGUCAGAUCUGAAGCCGUGAAGAAUCUCAAGUCCUUUUGGGAAAACAUGAAGCAAAAUAAGGAAGAGAUUGUAAAGGGAGUCGCAAGAAAAAUUAAAUUUGAAAAAGAGAAAGAGGAACAUAUCAAAGCUCAAGAAAUACUGAGGAAGGCAAGAGAAGAAGAAGAAGCAAAGCGUAGACAGGAGGAAGAGGAGAUGGAACGACUGCUCAAGGAACAGGAAGAAGAAGCCAAGCGUAGACAGGAGGAAGAGGAAGAAAUGGAAAGAAUACUAAAAGAAGAGGAAGAAAAACGGGCGAGGGAGGAAGAAAAACGCAGACUUGAAGAAGAAGAGAGACUAAAACGAGAAGAGGAAGAGAGAAUUAGAAAAGAACAAGAGCAAAUCAGACUGGCUGAGGAAGAACGGAUUCGACAGGAAGAAAUGCUAAGAAUUAUCGAAGAAGAGCGUCUCAAAAAAGAGAAAGAAGAGCAAGAAAGAAUUCAAAGAGAAGAGCAAAUUAGACUUGAACAAGAACAAAAGCAACGUGAAGAGGAAGAAAAGAGACGUAAGGAAGAGGAAGAAAUGGAAAGAAUACUAAAAGAAGAGGAAGAAAGACGGGCGAGGGAGGAAGAAAAACGCAGACUUGAAGAAGAAGAGAGGAUAAAACGAGAAGAGGAGGAGAGAAUUAGAAAAGAACAAGAACGAUUGGAAUUGGAAAGAAAAGAAGCUGAGGAGAAAAGGAAAAGAGAACAGGAGGAGAUGGAAAUGCAAAUACGAUUGAAGCAACAGAGGGUUGAAGAACACAGAGCAGCAAGAAUCCAAUCUCUCGAAACCAACAUGCAGAACUUUUGGAACAAAUUUGGUAAACCUCUAAAGACAAAGGAAUUUACAGGAGCAAGCCCCUUCAUAGUUAAGGUUCAUACUCUUCCUUCUCACCAAGUUAUUGAGGUUCAAAUCUCUCCUCCACAAGACACCAACACGUGCUACAGAAAUGUCAAAAUUGACAUCGAUCCAAUCAUCAAGGGUCUCCACAAGGAGGCAUACCAAGUUAUGAUUGAUGAACUCUAUCCCUACAACAACACAAGCUCGGUUGCUGUUGCCUUAAAGAGAGAUGAAGAAUUCCCUGUUGGAGAACUGGGAGAACUAAAGAUACUGUUCGAUUCUGCAACGUUUGACCCAUCCAACGAUGAGAUAAUUGGAGAACCUCAGCCAUAUGAGGUUUCGAUGGAUAAUAUUGAAUUCAAAAUUGGAGACCUUAACCUUACAGAAACAGAACCAAGUUUUGAAGAUUUCAAAACUCUAUGGGACAGUGGUAUCUUCAGUGAACAUGGAACAGAUAAUAUCAUUUCAGGCGAGCACCAAAAUCCAGUUGAUUUAGUGAAAUCAUUUUGCAUUUCGCAUGAUCUUGCACCAGUAAUACAUGUAAAGGAAGGUGUCGAUGAAGGUACAUGUUUCUUUGGCUCCUCCUACGAAUUCCCAUCAGGUGAUGCAGCACUUGUCCUUGGAAAAGCUAACAAGUUCGAAAACGGUGUUGUUAAACUCAAGGUUCAAGUCAAAUCAUCAGAGAAGCAAAUAACAGAAAAGUUCUUAAAAUCUUUUUGUUCGAGCUAUAAGGAACAAAUCAAACCAGUUCAAAUGUUUGAAGACAAAACAAGCAAUGAAUUACAAGAAAAAUUGGGAGUACCAGUCGCCAUUCAAAAAUGUGUCUUGAUUUCCAAACCAUCAAAUCCACUAAUCAAAGUUGAAGUGUCUAAGCGCGUUUAUCCUGACAAAGUGCUCCUAGAAUAUCGUGUAACGAACAAUUCUUAUUCACCUAUUGAAAAUGUUGAUAUUUCGAUGGGUGGAAUUGGUUUCGAAUCUGGAGGUGGUGAGGGUGAUAUUAUUGAACCAGGUGAAGAGGCUGUUUUGUACAAGAUUGUAUCUCCUGAAUUUGAGGAAGGAUGUACAUCUCCUUGUUUAACCUACUCUGUAUCUGGCCAUCCUGAAAAGCAUGAGCUGUUUAAUGUUAUGUUGGGUCUGAAGGAUGAAAUAAUACCAGUAUAUCCAACUGCAGAUUUCUUUGAUGUGGAGUGGCAACAAAGUGCUACUUUCGAAACAGUACCCCACGUUGCUGAGUUAAUGUCCACAGAACUUAACCAACUGAGUGAAUGUGUGAAUGAUGCGUUUGGAGCAACUAAAGCUCUCAACCAGCAUGAAGUUGAGGAAUCAUCUUCAGAUACUUUGAAUUACAUGUUCAAUUUACCAUCAGGAGAAGACUUGCUUAUUCAAGUUCUUUUGGAACCAACCCCAACAUCUAUCAAAUAUUCUCUCAGGUAUAAGGGUGAUAGCCCAAAAACAAAAGCAUAUGUCCAAUCAUUGAUUUCUUUUUUGCGUUAUGAGGUUCAAAAAAGAAAUGCUAUUAUUGAAGAGCAACAAUUACCAGAGAUUCCAGAAGAAGAUGUCCAACCUCCUCCAAUUGAAGAUUCUGUUCCUGAAUUACCUGCUGAUGAAGAUUCUGCCCUUAAAGAAGACAAUCCUCCUGAACUUCCAAUAGAAGACGAAAAAACUGCAACACUUGCAAUAGACGAAGAGCCUGAAAUUCCAGAUGAGGAAGAACCAGAAUUACCUACAGAAGAAGAUCAGCCUCCGGAAAUUCCAUACGAAGAACCUCCGGAAAUUCCCUCUGAGUUUGAAGAGGAGCCUCCUGAAAUUCCACAGACCACAGAAGAGGAAGAGCCUGAGCUUCCACCAGAAGAUGAAGAGCCUGAAUUACCACAAGAGGAGGACAAUGUACAAAAUAUUUCUGAACCUCCUGUUGUUGAGGAUGAAGAAGAGCCUCCAAUACAGCAAGAAGACGAACCAGAACUUCCACCAACAGAAGAAGAGCCUGAAAUUGUACCAGAGACAGCCGAAAAACAACAAACACCACUUGUUGAUCAACAAGCCAAGCCUGUAGAGCAAAAACCUUCUGUUGUUGACGAUGAAACUCCUCCAAAAAAGCCAGAAUUAUCAGAAGAAGAUACAUUUGCAGAGGAAGAAAAAGUGCUCAAACAAAAUCAAGUGGAUGUUUCAAAACUUAGUAAUACAACUUGGUUGAAACCACGAUUUGUUGUUCACCAAAAUGGAAGUCCAAACGAUAAGAAGAUUUGGGAAAUUGACUUCUUUGCAUCCACAUUCAAACUAUUCGAUAAGAAGGGAGGAAAACUUAAAAGUACCUAUCAAGCUAAAGAUUUAUAUUCCCUUGAAAGACAUUUUACUGACUCUAGAAGAUCUGUUUUGAGAUUCUUUGGAGACAAGUCACAUCACGAUCUCGUAUUUGAAUCAAACUAUCAUAGAGAACGAUUUUUUGAAUGUGCUUCCUGUAUGAGAAAGAAUUUAUUUGUUUGGUGCCCCUUCGUUUGUGGUCCUGGACAAGUCAAAGUCAUUUCUGACCUCAAAGGUUCAUUCAACUGUAUUGAGAAUGGUCAAGUCAAGCAAUAUCAUGGUGAAUGCAAAGUCAACGCAUAUGCAAAAGCCUUUGAACCAAUCCAAGUAUUCUGUAUGACUUGGAAUAUGGGCGGAAAGAAAGCUCCUAAAGACCCACAAGAACUCCAAGACAUUCUAGUUCCUGGAAAAUACGAUCUAUAUGCGAUUGCAACUCAAGAAUCUGGAUUUCCUAAAGAUGUGAACAAAUUUAAAGCCUACGUUGAAAAUUGUCUUGGAGACAAGUACAUUGUUUUGACUUGUAUUACAAUGUGGGAAAUUCAAUUGGUUGUUCUUACAAAGAAGUCUCACUUUUUAAAGAUUUCAAACAUUCAAGGCGUUCAAAAAGCAACAGGAUUUGUUAAAGUUGCUGGAAAUAAGGGUGGUGUUGGAAUUUCGUUAUGCUUCAACGAUACCGCAAUGCUUUUUAUUUCAUCUCAUUUGGCUGCUAAUCAUGGCGAGGGAACAGACGACAAGGAAUAUCUGAAUCUUAGAAAUCAAAAUGCUCAAGAGAUUAUUGACGCCAUGUCCAUUGGCAACCCAACAAUGGACAUUAGUGGACAGUUUGAUUACAUUUUCUUUAUGGGUGAUACAAAUUAUAGAGUUGAAUUGCCUUAUGAUGAUGCUGUUGGUUUGGCAAGAAACAAAAAGUAUGAUCAACUCGUUGCAAAGGAUCAACUAAAGGCACAACAAAAACUUGGAAAGGUGUUUUAUGGCUUUAAAGAAAAUCCAAUUUCAUUCCCACCAUCUUACAAGUACAAACCUGGAACACUUGAAUUCGAUAAUAAGAAGAAGCGAACACCAUCCUACACGGACAGAAUACUUUACAAGACAUUCCCUGCUUGCAAGAUUCUGAGUGAAAAGUACACUGUAAAGUUCCCAGAAUGCAAACACCCAUCGGAUCAUCUUCCAGUCCAAUGUGUUUUCACUGUUCCCACCCACAGACCAUUCGUGUCUGUAUUUACUUCUGAAGCUCAAUAUUCUUGCCAAAUUAUCUUUGAAGAAAUUGUUUGUAAAUUGGCUGUCAGAGAGGAAAUUAUCAAUCCUACUCUAACGUUUUAUGCCUCUUGGCUAGAUUCAAAUGAAAAGGGAGAAUAUCCAAUGACUUCCAAGAUUGCGAAUACAAAGACACCACUAUGGACAAAGGAACAAAUACCAGUACUUGUUCCAGCAACCUCCAAUGUAGAAUAUUUGCGCUUGAAACACCUAUCGCUAACCCUUAGAACUGGUAAGCCAGAAAUUAGCCGUGGAAUUGAAAAUCUUAUUGGAACUGUCAUUUUACCACUUCAAAAUGCUGUAGCCAAGAGCCCUGAUAAAAAUCCAUUCAAGGCUCCUAUCCAUGCGCAAGGUGGAUUGGCUGCUGGUAUCAUGGAAGGAUGCUAUAGGAUUGUGUAUAAAAAGGAGGACAUGGGCAAGAAACUCAUGACUGCAGACUUGGAAUAA
Molecule: messenger RNA, 6081 nt
Organism: Naegleria fowleri
Lineage: Eukaryota; Heterolobosea; Eutetramitea; Acrasida; Naegleriidae
Exons: 1
Coding region: 1-6081 (2026 amino acids)
Biological process (GO): phosphatidylinositol dephosphorylation
Molecular function (GO): phosphatase activity
Source: RefSeq, a predicted model, not a curated record